AACCGUUGACUUCCGUGUGUUAUCAAUUGCAAUUCCAGUUGGUGUGCGACCGUGACUCCGUAAUCCGCGAGUCUCGGGACGAUCUAACGAGGUUCAGGCGCCUCCAGAAGGUCCCCCAGCUGUCGAAGCCGAUUAUUGUGGUCCCCUCGGGUUUGAUUGAAUUUUUCCAAAGGCGUUGCCUUCUAAAAAAUUAAUUACCAUCGAAAAACUGGGCCAGCCACCUUCACUCCAACACUGGACAGCUCGUUGUCAUCCAGUUUCGUCACGAAAGUACAUUAGACAUUCGAUUAAACACGGAAAAGUGUUCUAUAUGUCAAUGUCGAGUCCUGGGCUGAAGUGAAAGUUUCCCCGUUCCUAGUCGAUCUCUUCGGCAUUGGGCAACCGAAGGCUUGUGAAUGUUUUAGACGUUUUCGUGCAUAUUGCCGCAGGAGUCGGAUAAUGUCAGAGCAAAUAUGUAGAGUCGAGGUACCUGAUAACGCGUGUGAUUAAGAGUUUAAUGGGAUUUGCAGUCGAAUCGCUGAUUUUUUUAGAAGAAUUCUGAUAGCGAAAGAGAUUUCGAGAUUUCGUUUGAGAGUCAAAUAUGGACGGAAAGGAGAUGAAUCUCGAGGUGAAGAAGGAGCCAUCCUAUGGCAGUGUAAGAAAAGAAGAUCCGAUGGAAGACGCGACGGAUGAAGACGUUGGCUGGAGAUUCUGGCAAAAACGCCGUUACGUCGUCGGUUUCCUGGCCUUCUUAGGAUUUUUCGUAUCCUACAUCCUUCGCGUGAACCUGAGUGUUGCGAUUGUCGCAAUGACAUCGAAAUCCGACAAGCACGCACCAGAGUUCGACUGGGAUUCGAAGCUCCAGGGACUUGUCCUGAGUUCGUUCUUCUACGGUUACAUAAGCACGCAAUUUCUGGGAGGAUGGCUCAGUGCAAAGAUGGGAGGUAAAAAAAUUUUUGGCCUUGGAAUAGCGUCCACAGCCCUUCUGACCCUCAUCACCCCACCGUUGACAAGAACCAGCGUUUAUGUCUUAGUCGCACUGAGGGUCGUCGAGGGAGUCUUCGAGGGUGUGACAUACCCGUGCAUCCAUGCCAUAUGGGCGAACUGGGCCCCUCCACUGGAAAGGUCAAAGCUGGCGACCCUCGCCUUUUCAGGUAGCUUCGUGGGAACGGUGUUUGCGAUGCCGGCAUCCGGGGUGAUGGCCGAGUACUGGGGCUGGCCCUCGGUCUUCUACGUUUUCGGAGUAAUGGGACUCGUCUGGUUCGUCUUCUGGUGGGCCCUCGUCACCGACAAGCCCGAGGAUGAUCCCAGGAUUACCAGGGGGGAACUGGAAUACAUCAAGAGGUCACUGGGGCACACCGACAGGGGGCAAGUGAAGCACCCAUGGGGAGAAAUCCUAAAAUCACCACCAGUUUGGGCCAUAGUAUCGGCGCAUUUCAGUGAAAAUUGGGGAUUCUACACGAUGUUGACGCAAUUACCCACCUUCAUGAGUGAUGUUCUGAAUUUCAAGUUGGAGAAGACGGGUUUCCUGUCGGCAGUUCCGUAUCUCGUCAUGGCAAUUGUCUUACAGUUCUCGGGGCAAUUGGCUGAUUACCUGAGGUCUAGUAAAGUCUUAUCAACGACACAGGUACGGAAAAUUUUCAACUGCGGUGCCUUCCUCUCCCAAACAAUCUUCAUGAUCACUUCAGCCUUCGUAUCAUCAGCAACAGCUGCAGUAGUAUGCAUAACGAUUGCUGUGGGUCUCGGUGGUUUCGCUUGGUCCGGAUUCAGCGUUAAUCACCUGGACAUCGCCCCUCAACACGCCAGUGUUCUCAUGGGAAUCGGUAACACCAUUGCAACGCUUCCUGGAAUCGUUAGCCCUAUAAUUACGGGGUACAUUGUUAAAGAUAAGACUCCUGAGGAAUGGAGAAUGGUCUUCAUCAUCGCUGGGAGUGUUUACCUGAUAGGCGCCGUGAUCUAUGGGCUGUUCGCUUCGGGAGAGAGACAGAAGUGGGCUGAGGAGCCGAAGAAAAAGGAUUUACCAUUGUAUAUUAAUGAGGGAUUGGAAGUGGACGAUAUUGCGAAAUAAAUGUUAUAAUUAGCUGGA
Molecule: messenger RNA, 2065 nt
Organism: Diachasmimorpha longicaudata
Lineage: Eukaryota; Metazoa; Arthropoda; Insecta; Hymenoptera; Braconidae
Gene: MFS9
Product: sialin
Exons: 8
Coding region: 581-2047 (488 amino acids)
Biological process (GO): monoatomic anion transport; transmembrane transport
Cellular component (GO): membrane
Molecular function (GO): transmembrane transporter activity
Source: RefSeq, a predicted model, not a curated record